Messenger RNA from Ornithodoros turicata, 1200 nucleotides. RefSeq names its product piggyBac transposable element-derived protein 2-like. The transcript has a single exon. The record is from RefSeq and is a predicted model, not a curated record. Lineage: Eukaryota; Metazoa; Arthropoda; Arachnida; Ixodida; Argasidae. The coding region runs from base 1 to 1200 and encodes 399 amino acids.
AUGCCAUUCAACAGGUUCAGAAAGCUUAGAAGACUCAUACACUUCACAUCAGAAGAGGACGCAUCUGACAGAUAUGCUAAGCUUCGGCCGGUCUUGGAAAAAGUACGACAAAACUGCUGCAGCAUCCAGCAAGAGCACCAGCAGUCCGUCGACGAGAUGAUGGUGCCAUACAAAGGAACACGAGCAGGGAAGCUAAGGCAGUACCUGAGGAAUAAGCCUAACAAGUGGGGUUUUGAAUUAUUUGUGCAUGCAUGUGUAUCAGGAAUGGUGUAUGACAUCCUCCCGUAUGCUGGAUCUGACACCUGUUACUCCACCACAUUCACCGAGGAAGAGGAGAGCCUGGGCCUAGGUGCAAAAGUUGUCAUCGCCUUGUGUAAAACUCUUCAACAGCCACAGCAAAGUGUAGUGUACUUUGACGACUUUUUUUGUAGCCUAGAACUUCUGAAAUACCUCAACAAGGUGAAAGGUGUGCGGGCUCUUGCGACUAUUCGACCGCAAAGGUUGAGAAACUGUGCGCUAAAGGAGGAUAAAAAGCUGAAAGAUGAGGGCUGUGGUUCAUACGACUUCAGGUCAGACAAGGACAGUGAAGUCACUGUUGUGAAAUGGCUGUACACAAAAGCAGUCUACGUCGCCUCAACGUCGAGAGGUGUAGAGCCUCUUGGCACCGUCAAGAGGUAUGUCAAGGAGCAGAAAAAGAAAGUGCUUGUUCCUGCUCCACGUAUCAUCUUGGAGUAUAACACACAAAUGGGGGGAGUUGACCUCGCCGGCAUGUUUGUGGAACUGUACCGUACUCCUUUGAAAUCAAGGAGGUACUACCUGAAGCUUUUUGCCCAGCUCAUCGACAUAUGUGUGAACAAUGCCUGGCACCUGUAUCGACGAGCUCCACGGCGCAUCACAGCCACUGAAGGACUUCAGGGCAACAGGGCAACCGUAACAAAGGCUUUGCUGGCGGCGAACAAAAAGAAAAGUGGACGCCUGUCACCAUCAUGUCAACCACAGCAAAAAAUCAAACGACCGAAGAUACCAAUGCCACAGGAUGAUAUACGCUAUGACGGGGUUGGCCACUGGCAGGGAUUCGCUGCCAAAGGGAGAUGCCGGUACUGCCCAUGGGGGCAAACAAGAAUUAUCUGCACAAAAUGUGGUGUCUUGCUCUGCUUUAUGGCAGACAGGAACUGUUUCCGACCAUUCCACUCCAAGUAG